AUGGACUGCCAAAACAGGAUCGUUAUUUGGGCGGAGCAUGUCGACGUCUCUGUCCAAUCGAAAAUUUACGCACCAUUUCAGGAAACCGGAGAUCUGUACUGGGAGGGAGAGGACGAUCCUGCCAAUGAGUAUCUGGAAGUGAAAGAAGAGGAAUCGAGUGCCGGAGGUCGAUUUCGGCGUCUUAAGAGGUUUCUGGGCCUUGACGACGACCCCUUCAGUUUGUUCGGGUCGCCGGAAUCCUCAACCACUCCGGAGCCCUACGAUAGCGUCACUGAAGACCAACUGUCGGCAGACGAAGACACAUCGCAGGAUAAUGACGAUUUGGACAAUUUUGGGAGCGGUGUACCCGACAGAGAUGAUACCGAACCUGUGGAAAAAACGCUACGGGUGACAUUCGUGGUGAACCAGCCAUACAGUAGUGAGUACUCCAAUAGGGACUCACCUCAGUUCCAGAAUUUCUCACGAUCUUUAGCCGACGCAGUUAAUGUCCUCUUUGAAUCGCUGCCCGGCAUCCAGAGAGCCAGUCUUGUAAGGAUACAGUCUCGCAUAUCAGACGAGUUCACCUGUAAAGUAACGUUGGAUAUAGUGACGAGUGGCUAUGAUAAUACUACCAAGAUAUCGACUAUUCUCAAGACUCACAUUAUUGAGAAGAGAACUCUGGGUGAAAUCGUUGUUAGCGAGUCUGAUUAUAGUGCGACUGUAAUUGACCCAAGUUUGAUUGUGCCUAUCGUAGAAUGCAAAGUGAACGAACUGCAGUGUAAUGACGGCGGCUGCGUCUCAGGGUCUGCUCGCUGUAACGGCAAUUCCGACUGUGCUGAUGGUUCUGAUGAAGCUGGCUGUUUGGGCAACAUGAAUACAACCCAAAGUGUUAACUCCGGCUUAACUAACACACAACGUCCCGAGGUUCUACAAACUCCGUUGCCACUAGAGCCAACAAGUUAUUUGGACACAGACAGAGGUGACCAAAAUGGACUUGGACUCUACACAAAUGAAGACACUACACCGAUAUACGAUGUGCAAUCUUAUAUAUGCUACGACAACGAGUUCCUCUGCGAUUCGACGCGAUGCGUGUCGCUGAGCAAGCGGUGCGAUGGCAACAAUGACUGCUAUGAUGGCACCGACGAAAAAAUCUGCAACAUUGACAGCAAUGGCAAAAUUUGCGGAGAUGAUGACUUCCGGUGUAACAAUGGCAUGUGCAUCGAAGGCUCACGGCGUUGCGACCGCAUUGUCGACUGCAGUGAUAGGGAAGACGAAGAAAAUUGCGAGUGCAAUGACGAUGAGUUCAGAUGUCUCAGCGAUGGUUCGUGCAUUGAGAUGAGGAAACGUUGCGACAAUAUCAGUCACUGCGCAGAUAGCUCUGAUGAAAUUGGCUGUGCUAGUGAGCAAUUUAGGUGCCGAAGUGGGAAGCUAAUACAUCAAAGUUUGAGAUGUAACCGCCAGUACGAUUGUCCCAGAGGAGAUUAUUCCGAUGAACAAAAUUGUCAAUGUGCUGUCAAUGAUUUCACAUGUGACAAUGGCUUCUGCAUACCUGCAUCCAAACUUUGUGACAGAACGAAUGAUUGCCAGGACUCAUCUGAUGAAAGAAAUUGCUCUUAUGGCAAUGUAUGCAUGGCUAAUCAACAUAUGUGCUACAAUGGACAAUGCGUGCUAGCAGAGGCAAAAUGCAACGGCACCACGGAGUGCCUCGACUUCUCUGACGAGCUCAAUUGCCCUUGUAGAAGGGACGAAUUCACAUGCCAAGAUGGCACUUGUAUUAACAUUGCACUCAGGUGUAAUGGUGAGAGAAACUGUCCUUCAGGAGAAGAUGAAUUAAAUUGCGGUGUCCAACGAUGCCCCCCGGAUACUUUCACUUGCCCCGCUGAUUCCAGUGUGCCCUGCGCGAAGAAAUGUAACUCGCUCCCUGAGUGCAGCGGCGGAGAGGACGAGGAAGAUUGCGAUAAAUGCAACCACGAGUGCGACGGCCGAUGUCUGCAAGACUCUCAGAUUUGCAAUGGUGUACCGGAUUGUAGCGACAGUUCUGACGAGUUACAGUGCGCCGAUUGUGAGGGACCCGAAGACUUUAGAUGCCGAAGCGGCGAGUGCAUUAACAUCAUCAAUCGCUGCAACCAACUACAGGAGUGUCUCGAUAACAGUGACGAGGAGGACUGCAAUAAUACAAUGACACCUCCACCGUACGGCUGUAUUGAGAAUCAAUUCCAAUGUCGCAGUGAUGGAGCUUGCAUAAACGACCAAUUCGUUUGCGAUGGAAAUGCAGACUGUCAUGAUAAUUCUGACGAAGAAGACUGCCAGUGUGACAAGGAUCAAUGGAAGUGUAAAUCAGGACAAUGCAUCCCAGUCUCAGCGUAUUGCAAUGAUUACUUUGAUUGCGAAGAUAAUUCUGACGAACAAAACUGUCCGACCAGCCCGCCUUACUUCACUACUACCUACUCACCUUAUCGACCGGCAUAUCCGCCCGUGACCACACAGGCACCAUUUUAUAAUAAUGUUGUUACGCCUUAUCCACAACCAGGUAUUGGAGAUCGAUGUUCAUCAAACGAAUGGCGUUGUGAGAAUGGCCCUUGCAUUAGUACGAAUCUACGCUGUAAUGGCCAAAUCGACUGUCCCUUCGACAUGAGUGACGAAUUCGACUGUCCGGCUGGCAGUAAGAAUAUGUUGUAAAAAUAACCUCAUAGUGCUAACAUUGUCUUCUGGUCUUC
Hyposmocoma kahamanoa is the source of this 2696-nucleotide messenger RNA. RefSeq names its product sortilin-related receptor-like. Lineage: Eukaryota; Metazoa; Arthropoda; Insecta; Lepidoptera; Cosmopterigidae. Gene Ontology annotation, cellular component: plasma membrane. The record is from RefSeq and is a predicted model, not a curated record. Bases 1 to 2658 code for a protein of 885 amino acids. Gene Ontology annotation, molecular function: protein binding. The transcript has 21 exons.